CCCUUAGAAUGUGCAAGUAGCCAAAUAGAUUUAUUGGAAAGAAAUUAUUACCUGUGAGGGUAGUGAGGUCCUGGCACAGGUUGCCCAGAGAACCUGUGGCUUCGCCUGGGUAUCUGGCAAUGUCCAAGGCCAGAAUGAACGGCGCUUGGAGGAAGCUGGGCUCUAGUGGAAGGUGUCCCUGCCCAUGGCAGGGGGUGAAACGGGAUAAGCUUUAAGGUCCCUUCCAACCUAAACCAUUCUGGGAUUUUAAGUAGCUCUCUCUGGAAUCGGGGACAGGACCCGUGGAACGGCUGGAGUUGUGUCAGGGGAGGUUUAGUCUGGAUAUAAGUAAAAGGUUCUUCCCCCAGAGGGUUGUCGAGCACUGAACAGGCUGUCUGGGGAAUGGUCACAGCCCCAAGGCUGUCAGAGCUCCAGUGGUGUUUCGACAAUGCUCUUAGGCACAGGGUGGGAUUGUUGAGGUGUCUGUGGAGGGCCAGGAGUUGGACUCAGUGUGACUCUCUUCCAGCUCAGGAUAUUCUGUGAUUCUGUGAAGCUGUCCAAUCACAGUAAAUCUCGACCCAAAAGCUGAGAGUAUUCAGUGCAGCUUCCAGGGUGACAUCAUCUGCUGGGUGGUCUGUUUCUUACCUGAUGGGUCAAGAAUUCCACCUGCUCCUGGUAGCUCCCUCACAGGCUGGGUGACAUUUGCUGAGAUAAGUAAAGUCUGAGUCUCAGCUGGUGACAUUUCAGAUUUUUAAAUGGCAGUGUCUCAGUGUGUGCCCUGUGCUGACUCAGCUCAGCAGGUAAAGGUGGCUGAGGUGCAGAAGCUGACUAGAGGUUCCCUUACUCAGGUUCCUUAAUCAGCCUCUGACAGGGUAGUUUGAACCAAGAGACAGAUUCCCUCUCACCAGUCUCUGAGUGGAUCAUAACACGGUGUUUCCUUGACACUGAAGUGAGCAGAGCUCUGUGAGUUAUAAAGAGUAGAUGGAUUUUCCCUGCCUUCUGAGCAGGAGCUCACAGAUAAUUUCUUGGGCUCUCUGGGGAGCAGCUGCCUUCUCUCCACAGCCAUGCCCAGCCAUGCUCAUCAGUUAAGAAGAAAAAGAGAAGGCAGUACCCCCAUUUCCUUCCCACUUUAUGUAACUCACAGCAUUCCAGACAGGGAAGGACAUGGAGCUGUUGGAGUGAGUCCAAAGGAGGCACCAAGAUGAUCAGAGAGAUGGAGAAGCUCUGAUGUGAGGAAAGGCUGAGAGAAUUGGGGUUGUUCAGCCUGAAGAGGAGAAGCUUCAGGAUGACCUAACUAUGGCCUUCCAGUUGAAGGAGCUGACAGGAAAGAUGGAGAGAAACUAUAUACAAGGGAUGGAGUGACAGGACAAGGGGGUAUGACUUCCCAUUGACACAGACAGAGUUGUGCACCUGCAGCUGGGAAAACCAUGGAGAAGAGUGGAAACAUUCAGCUGGAGAUUCCUAACUUCAGUAACUCUGUUCUGAGCCACCUGAACCAGCUGCGCAUGCAGGGUCGGCUGUGUGACAUUGUGGUCAAUGUGCAGGGCCAGGCUUUCCGUGCGCACAAGGUGGUGCUGGCUGCCAGCUCGCCCUACUUCCGUGACCACAUGUCCCUGAAUGAGAUGAGCACUGUGUCUAUCUCUGUCAUCAAGAACCCUUCUGUUUUUGAGCAGCUCCUCUCCUUCUGCUACACUGGCAGGAUAUGUCUGCAGCUGGCUGACAUUAUCAGUUACCUGACAGCUGCCAGUUUCUUGCAGAUGCAGCACAUCAUAGACAAAUGCACGCAGAUCCUUGAGGGGAUUCAUUUCAAAAUUAAUGUGGCGGAGGUGGAAGCGGAAUUGAGCCAGACCAGGACAAAGCAUCAGGAGAGACCACCCGAGUCUCAUCGGGCAACACCAAAUCUAAACCGUUCCCUGAGUCCACAUCACAACACCCCCAAGGGGAGCCGCCUGGGCCAGGUUAGCACAGUGCUGGACAUUCGGGAGCUAAGCCCACCUGAGGAGUCCACCAGCCCCCAAAUAAUUGAGCAGAGUUCAGAUGUGGAAGGCAGGGAGCCCAUCCUGCGGAUUAACAGAGCAGGACAGUGGUAUGUUGAGACAGGAAUGGGAGAGCGCGGGGCACAGAACGACGAGGAGGUGCGGGUGCUGGGAGGAGUGCGCAUUAAGACGGAAAACCUGGAGGAGUGGCUGGGGGCAGAGCAGCAGCCCUCGGGAGAAGAUGGGAGCAGCGCUGAGGAGGUCACAGCCAUGGUGAUCGACACCACGGGCCAUGGAUCGCUGGGCCAGGAGGCUUUUGCCUUAGGCUCCUCUGGAGCCAAAGUGGUCAGGCCGACCAGCAGCGAGAUCGACAGAUUUAGCCCUUCUGGUAGCAUGGUUGCUGUGACUGAGCGGUACAGAUCAAAAAGCGAGUCUCCCGGGCGGAUGGAUGAGCCUAAGCAGCCCAGUUCCCAGGGGGAGGAAUCAGCCAUGCUUGGAAUGAGUGGUUACGUGGAAUAUCUGCGGGAGCAGGAGGUUUCGGAGCGCUGGUUCCGGUACAACCCACGGCUCACAUGUAUUUACUGCGCCAAAUCCUUCAACCAGAAGGGGAGCCUAGACCGGCACAUGCGGCUCCACAUGGGCAUCACACCUUUUGUUUGCCGUAUGUGUGGGAAGAAGUACACCCGCAAGGAUCAGCUGGAAUAUCACAUCCGCAAGCACACGGGCAACAAGCCCUUCCACUGCCACGUGUGCGGCAAAAGCUUCCCUUUCCAGGCCAUCCUCAACCAGCACUUUCGCAAGAACCACCCUGGCUGCUUGCCCCUGGAGGGGCCCCAUAGCAUCUCCCCUGAGACUACCGUCACAUCACGGGGGCAAGCAGAGGAGGAAUCUCCUCCACAGGAAGAGGCUGUGGCAGUGGGGGAGACAGCACAGGGAUCUGUGUCCACAACCGGGCCAGAUUGAAAUGUGGCUGUGGAGUCCCAGGAGAAAGGACUGUUCCCAUUCCUGGCUCUAAAGAGUCAGCGCCAACCUGGCAGGCUGGUACUGUAAUUAGUGCAAUGCCACCACUGAACAGAAAGAAGCUACCAAGAUGUUGCCAAAAUAGAAAAAUCUCUUUCUCUCUCUUCCUCUCACACACCCCCACACACACACCAAUAGAGUGUUAAAUGUUUUUCUCCCUUAUUCCUCCUCCUCUUGGAGAAAAACAAAACAACUGUGUCAACCAACUUCUUAUUCAGGGAUCGACAGCAUUUUAAAUUUUUUUACUGUUCUGUAGUGAUCUGGGACAAGCAGUCAUUUGUAUUUCUGGACAGCGCUGUGGCCCAGCAGGGUAUCCCGCCAGCAGUGCCAGGUUUAGCCACAGAGCCAUAUCCACUGCUCCCGCUCGAGGGGAGAGCAGGGGCAAGGGGCUGUUACCUUAUUCCCUUCCCCAGGUAGUUGCCAAGCAAAGAGAACAAAAAUACUGUCCUGGUGGAACCUGCCUUGCCCAAGUGUAUUUAUCCGUGUCUUAUUUUUGGUGUGUCUCUUUAUGUUUUUAUUUAAACUGUCAUUUUAGGGCUUUGAGCUUGCCUGUUCUAGGCAUGUGGCUUACAUUUUUAUUUAAACUGUUAUUUUAGGGCUUUGGGCUUGCCUGUUCUAGGCAUGCGGCCCUGGUGCCCCUUGUUAAAGUGGGCACAGCUACAAAGUGGUAUUCCAGAGGUCAGCAAAAUGUGAAGGAAUCACUUCAGCUACUGAGAGUGGAAUUUUGCAGCUGUGAGGUUUGCAUGGGACUCUGAUGCAUUGGGAGAAGGGCUGGAGAGGUCUUCCAGAGGAGGUUGUCCUCUGCUGGAGCUGAACUGGAAAGCUCAGACCACUCUGAGGUCCUGGCUGGAGCACUGUCGUGCUUCAGAUGUUGCUAAGGAUUAGGAAGAGAUUUGCUGGAGUUGCUGAAUUGUGGAGUUAGAGGCUGGCUACCAAAGUCCUUUUUCACCCCUGCUUCCCCCUCGACACGCACUUGAUCUUUUAGAACAGCAAUAUGGGAUAUGGGAAUACUGCAAUGCUGUUGUCACAGCCGAGCAAUCGCAGGUGGUUGCUUUUAAACCUGUUUCUACAAACUAGUUUGAUAACUUUUUUAUCAAUGAAAUGCAAAAAGAAAAGAGAACCUUACUCUAUUUCCUUAUAACAGUUCAGGAGACUUAAUAGUGGAUGAUUCCUAGAGCAAUCACAACUCUGUCCCCUUGCAUGGACUUAACAUUUUUGUAUUCUGAGUAGCUCUGAUGUUUAGAGCAAAUUUAGCAAACCUGGAGAGAUAUGCCUGUGUGUGUAUUGUGGGUGUUUGCACAGGCUUACAUGGUUCAUAACCAGAAAAGCAUGGGACAGGAAGAUAAGUGCAAAUAUCUUGACAUCUUUUUUAAAAAAAAAUAUGCAAUAUUUUAAGAGUUUUCUCUAGUUCUGAUGCCAAGUUGUUCAUGAUGAAGGCAGGGAACAACAGGUUGCAUGAAUCAGGUCUGGUGAAGGAGUACUCUUGAGGAUGUAUAAUGUGUAUAUGAUAAGGAAGGGUGAAGUUCUGAACCUUAAGGUGAUGGGAGGAACAAGGAGACAUUGGAAAAGAAAUAACACUUCAUCUUGCUUCAGCAAGAAAGCUGGAUGAGUGGUUAGAGUGGGGGCUUAGCAGGCUGGAGACUGACCGAGUGACAAUAUAGCUUGACCUGCUGUCUGACUGCCGUUUUGCGCACAUGGAAACAUCUCCAGCCCUUGCUUUACCCAUCUGCAAAUUGGUACUUGGGAUCAUUUUCCUGCCCUUUUGGAGGGAAUCAUUUGGAGAAGGGUAAUGUAUUCUUGCCUUGCUUUAUAGAUUUUUUUAUAUGUGAAGUGUCUCACUGUUCUUCCCAUCUCUCCCUCAAAAAGAGAUGUGGCUCUAAUGUGUUUUUGUGUUUGGGAAAGGGCUUGAUGCCAGUAUCACAUGUAACAGGGAUGAGAUCCUACAAGAGGAACCUUACCUGGGGUUUUGAGCUGGGAACCUGCAAAAUACCAUUUCAUUGACCAUUUCAAACAGGAAAACUGAUAUUUCUCUCUGUUUUCCUUCUGUACCUUCUUCCUCCUCUCCUGUCAAGGGCAUCCAUCACACAGGGAGUGGUUUGGCCACUCAAACAACAAGCUCCAUCAGGUUUCCUGGCAAAGGUCAAACAUCAUGGUACCAAAAGAGUGAGGUUGCCUGAGAGUAGUGACAGAGGAUGAGGUGAGAGGGUGGCCAAGGUAGGAUUUGUUGCAGUCAAGGUGCAGGGAGGAGUGGAGAUAUGCUGCUUUAGUCAUAGCUUUUGAAGUUACCAAAAAUGGAAGAAAAAAGUUAAAAACUUUGAAAUCCUAUCCUGUUCACACUAGAGAGCGUAAAAAGUUACUUUUAGUUGCAUAAAAGAUUUUUAAAUGUUUUAAAAUAGAAAUUUUAAAAGAAUACUACCAAACUAUAAAAAACAAAAAAUUAUUUAUAUACAUAUAUUAUAUAAAAAUAUAGUGGGAAAGUUUCCCUGCUAAGCUUGCUGUGAAGAGAAGGGUGAAGGUGCAGUAACUGCUACACAAGCAACAUUUUUCUGAGACAGGUGGCAACCGUAGUGAAGAAAGGCUGACAUAAAAUGGUGAAUGCCUUUGUUCCCAUGGCAUAGCUGUGAGUUUCUGGAGCAGGUUUUUAUUUUACUGUAUCAAUACUGUGAACAGAGGAGCAUCCAAACAAUACAGGAUGCCGACAGCACGUCCUGUUUGCUGAUUCACUACUUCAAGUGGCCUGGUGAAAAUCAUGAAAUUAGUCCUUCGUACCUUACUAGGCUGAAAACAAAGCUUGUGAAAGGUUUUCAGUUUCUCCUUCUUUGUGUUUGCUUUUCUUUUUGUUUUUGGGUUUUUGUGCAGAGGUUGCCACUGUAUAAAUGAUCAUAUCUGAUUGCAUGCAAAAGAGCCAAUAUUCUUGCCCAGGCCUCGCUGAGGUGAAGUUUAUAGCUUGUAGCUAGAGUCAGUAUAAGGUAUGGUAGUGGGAAUCAUUUUGAUAUUAUUUCUGUGCAUUUAAUGGAUCUGUAUGUAUGUGUGGGAGUCAUGAUGACUAAUAUUUCUUGAACAGUGCUGAAAACAGUUCAGGCCCAUCCACACUAGACAUUGGAACCAGUUCUGAAGGAAUUGUUAUUAAACAUUUCUUUCAGUGGUUGACUUCCUGAGUGCAGAUGAGACCAAGGUUCAAGAAAAAAGGGGUUGGAGGUUGUAUAAGGUAUGGAAAACCUCAUGAAUUUUCUGGCAGUGGUGUAGCUACUUAGAGGUGCUUUCCCUAACAGAAUGAUACUGUGUCCCAUUGCCUCUGCAUUGGUGUGGCUCUUUGCAGUUGCACCGAAACUGGAGAAUCAGAUGCCAGCUUUCCAAGUGUGAAUGUUUCUGUGAUGGGUUGAGGCAAAGCUUUGCAUUCCCAUGUCUAGCUGCAUCUUGUUCUCCCAAAGCUGUGAUUUCAACUGUGAUUUAAGGAGGAUGUGAAGAGAACUCUGAUGUUUUAAUACCUCUGUACAUAACAUUUCUAUCUGCUUUAGAGUUAGGGCUUACUAACCCAUUUGUUUUCUUGCCUCAGGCAACAGGGAAAACACACUCUGGUUUUACAGUUUGCUUUCUUGGAGGUGGACAUAGUUCUUUGCUGUCAAAGAACUUACCUCCCAAAUGUGAAGAGUUGUGGUUAUUUCCUUAAGCCUGCAGCAAGCCCUGGUGCCAAGUGUCAGCCAAGUGACAUGAUGGUUGCCAUGGCUGUUCCCUGGUGCUGCCAGGUUCCCUGUGAAUAGCUGUGAAAAUAGCAAGAAUUGUUUUAAUACUGUGUUGCUGCUUUGGAGAAAAGAUAAACCUCUUUGUCUCAGGAGGAUGACUGAUGUGAAGCUGGGAAAAGGAGAAGGCAAAAAUACAAUGAGAGGAUGUGAAAACAAAUUGUGCUUUCUAUUUCCAGCAGCUAGAGAGGGAUGAAUGAGAGUUUUUUUGGGAUGUGAAUUUGUUACAGGAGGCUAAGAACAUGCUUAGAGCUAACUUAGUAAGAUCCAGGGAUAGCCCGGUGACAGCCAGAGCAGCCGGUGCAAAGGGCAGUCUCUACUUGUCCUCUCAGCAUUAUCCACCAUCAUCUUCUCUACAAUAUUCUCAAGCUGUGAUCUGUAUAAUUUAACUUUAAUUUGGGUGCUGGGAAGAACAGAAAGCAUGUUGUGUCUCUGCCGCUGUUUUAAACCCAGAGAGGUUGGCAGUGACUGACCCUGUUCCCAUCAGACAGCUAUUCAGAGCUUUGGGAACAAGCUGCAGCCCUUCUGAAAAGCAUCAUGGGGCUGGCUUGGUGCAGAGGGCACAGGGCCAGGGUUUCAGCCCUCUGUGAGCUCAAGGCUGAAAUACAUGGACAGGACAGCUCUGUCUGCUCUCAUUGCUUGUCCUGCUCUCAUUUUGUGACAGCUCCAUGGCUGUGUUUCCAUCCCACACAUCUGCAAUAGGAAUGUCACUUAACAGUGACAUGCCCAUUUCAGGAAGUGAUUCCAAGCAGAAUUACUUUUUUCGAGUAAAGUCCUGGCACUUUUGGGUGAUUCAGCCCUAACAAGGCCUUUGCAAGAGCAGAGUUGUAGCUUUUAUUUGCUGCUGACUUCAUGUCUCCUGCAGAAUCCAAUCUAUAAAUAGGAAGACAGCUGCAAAGGCACCAUUGAUUUGGGUGGUAGGUUGAUUGGGAGGUAGAUAGGAUUGUGCCUCUUAAAAGCCAAUAAAAAACAGCAUUUAAAAUUAUUUAAACUUCACCAAAAUAUUCUCUUUGAUCCAUGACUUGCCUGCCAAUUUAGCCAUGCCAGCAUCUAAAUGUUUCUACAGAUUAGUGACAUCAAAUGUUGUUCAGGCUCUGCUGGAAAUAUUUUGGCGAUAGAAAAAGUCCCUGCUCAUGGCAGGAUAGUUGGACUAGAUGACCUCUAAAGGUCCCUUCCAACCCCCGUACUAUUCUAUAAGUCAAGAAGCUAUCAUUCAAGGAGACUUUUUGCCAAGGGCUGGGCUCUGAGUUUUCACAGGAAGCUGAGCCUGUGGCCAGGACUGCAGUUGGAAAGCCUGGAAUCCACUGCCAUAGCAAUAUAACUGUGGUGAACAUUGCUUCUGUUGCAAGGUGAGAGCCAUGCACAGUUUUGAUAUCAGCAGUUAAAGGGCCUAAAGAGGAGCUCAGAAUCCUUAUUUUAAUCACUAUCAUUCACAGAAUAUUUGAAUCUAAAAUACAUAUGUACCUGUGUGUAUAUAUAUAUAUAUAUAUAUAUAUAUAUAUAUGUAUUUGUAACCAAAUAGAAGUUAAAACUAUGCAAGCAAUACUGGCUACUUCUUGAAACUAAAGUCUACCAGAACAUUUUGGAAUAGAGUAGAAUAGAAUAUUUGGAGUAGAUUUGGAGUAGACUUGCUGUGUUUUUUUGGUAUUGAUUUAUAACCAGUAAAAUGCAGCAGACCAAAGUUUUGCUGCAGUUUAUCUUUCUAGAAAUUUAGGUUAUUCCUAACCUGGAACCCACUCAGGUGGUUUACAAAAUUAUCUGAAGAGUCCUACCAUCUCUAAAAUAUUUCCAUCUGCUGAAAGGCUUUGGCUUGGCAAACACAGAAAAACACAGAGGCUGGGAAUUAGGAGAGAUUGAAUGUGAUGCUUGGGCUGAUGGAAUCAAGAAAGGACUGGGAGCAUUUACUUUUGGAUGUAGGAUUGAGUUGGUUUAAGGGAAUCUUCCUUUUUGGGAAAAAUAUCCAUUGCUGAGAUGGAGGCAGUGAUCAGAGCAUCCUUGGGAUGAAUUCUGGUUUUGAUGGAGGUAUUGGAAAGCUUCCUGCUGAAUCUGAUGGUACCAGAGUUUAGGCUGCUGGGAGAAAUUCCACAUGGUUUCUGCCAUUUCUUUGUGUCAGAUCUGAUAUUUGCUUUUAGGAUUAACUGCAUUAUAUCUCUAUGUAACUUUCAGUGACCUUUGGCUUUUUAUUCCUGGAACUGUAGACAAUUCAGGUUUCCCAUAACAUUAUCUUCAGCCCAACUGUGAACAAGUUACUACUGCUUCUUAUAAUUUAUUGUCUUUCUGUUCCUGAAUGUCUGUGUGAUCCAGCUGGUUGCCAGCACCACUUUCCAGUGUUUCAUUAGCUUUUAUGCACAGGGAAUUAUUGCAAUGGAUAAGUUGACCAUGCUAGUUGGAAGAGUAGAAGCCAUUGGAGAAUGACUUUUGCUUCCUCUAGCUGUCAUUAGGGAGUGCACACACACAUAUCUGUAUAUACACAUAUAGAAACAAAUAUAGUGUGUUUCAAUAUAAACUCAUUUAGCAUUAUUCUUAUUUAAUUUAUAUUUUAAUCCAGUUGUAAACCAAAGUAUUACAGCUUGUGAAAUGAUCCUCUUGGAAAUAGGAGGAACUUUUUUUAGGUGGGAAUUCUGAAAGGUCUUUGAUGACAAAAACAUGGAUACAAGACUUAAGAACUUGUGCUGCUGGGGAGUUGCAGCCUUGAAAGAAUUUGAAACUUGCUGGGUAAAGUUGGAUGGUGGGGGCCUUUUGAAGGUGUUCUUCAUGGUCCUUAACAGUUUUGUUGUAAAACAAGGACAUUCUGGCAAAGCUAGAAAUAAAAUGGUAUAAAUCAGUAAAUCAAACAGUGAUCUGGCACAGCUGGGAGCUGGGGAGGAAGCCACAAAAUCAGCCACUGAUGUAUUUAGUGUCUAAUUUAAAGUUUUAGGAAAUGAGCCAUUGCUAUUUUCUGAUGUCUAGAAGUGUUUGGGGGUUUGUUAAUAACUUCUGUGAAGGCGCACGUUCUGCUGUCACCAAUGGGAAGAAUGGAUUUAAAGAUAAGAUCUGGCUGAUUUUUUUUUUGUGUCGGGGAAUAAUUCCCUUUCUGAGGAAUUAACAAGUGCUAAGAACAAAUUCACCUCUAACAUGUCCUUGCAGGCUUGGCAGUGGCUCUUCUUUCUCUAGGGAGAAAGAAGACAACUGAAAUAAUAAGAGAGCUUGACUGUUUUUAGCCCUGGCUGGUGCUGGUAGCACUGGAACUACACAGGGGAAUGGGUAGAAAGGUGGAACAGCAGCAGAGCAUCACUGGGAAGAGGUAGUGCAUGUACCUGGCAUGCCAUGGAUGCUGUGGGCAAGGAAACGCUGGGUUUAGAACCUGCACAGGGGCAGAAGCAUGCAGGAAAUGCUGCUGCCUUGUGAGACAGGUGUCCAAAGAUGCCUAUCCUGCACAUGACAGCUGAGCAGCACCAGUGUUUUACUUGCUGGAGCUGUGAAUAAUAAAGGAAAAAGGGCCAGUCCCCUGUGGGGGCAGUUUUGCUGUGAGCAUUUCAAAAACUCCAUUGGAAGGAACUGAAGGGUGAGAAGUGAAGGGUGGAAAGGGUGGUACCAGACUUCAAAAUGCCAUUUUCUGAGUUUUCUACAAGUGUUGAAGACUGAAGUUUGUUUUUGUUUUAGUGCUUUCUCCUUUACCUAUAUCAUUUUUCCUAUUUAAACUCCACAGCUCAGGGGAGGGUGCGGAGAAGAUGGACCCAGACCCUUCCUGGAGGCACAUGGUGGUAAGAAGGAGCAGCAGUAGGCAGCAGUUUUUACAAGGCAAAAUGAGGUUAGGUAUGAUAAGACAUUAUCUCACUGUGAGUAUACUCAAACAGCAUUGGAUCUGGUUGUCUAGAGAGGCUGGGAAAUCUCUAUUAUGGGAGAGUGCAGCCUCCAAGUUCCUGUUUCCAUUAGACUGCACCAAGCUGUAUUUUUGUUGCCUUUUUUUUUUAGUUUUAUCAUGUAAAAUGGGCAGCUUUACUGGCCUUCCUAGUUUGUAUAAGUUAAGCUUUUGAAACACGUUCAGGCAUUUUUAAAUACUCCUGUGUAAGUUCCUUAUUUAAUCUGACAUACUCUGAUUUAUUAUUUUACUGCAGGCAUCUAAGGCAGUACUUAAAAAAAUAAGUGCAUUAUUUUUUUUGCAGACUUUCAGCUUAGUUAUUGUUAAUGUACCUAACACCCUUCCUCUCAGAUCUAUGGUGAAAUGCCUGAAUUAUUUUUAUACUGCAGUAAGGCUUACUUAUUUAAACCUUCCCAUUACCUUUGCAGUCAGACCCAAUACCAUUGGCUAUGAAACUGUGAAACUAAUGAGAAAUGAAAAAUGAAGUUGGAUUGAUUAAUUUACUGCUGAUCAUAAAAUACAGAAAGUGGCAGUAUAAAAAGAUAAAAUACAUUUGAAAUUAGUUACUCAAAUCACAGAAUUGUGGAAUGGUUUGGGUUGGAAGAGACCUUAAAGCUCAUCAUAUUCCAACCCCCUGCCAUGGGCAAGGAUGUCUUCUGCUAGAAUUGCAAUAGAAAUUACUGAGUCUGGGGCAUGAGGAGGAGUCACAAAACUAGUCUGAGAGAAACAAAUUAACUUGGUGGCAAUGAAUUGGUUCCCCAAUUGGGCAUUGGUUUGAUACGGGGGUUUGUACCUCUGAGAGUGUAUCUGAAGAGUUUACAUAUGUAAAACUCUGAAUUACUGUGAAGCUUUUUCUUGAAUCCUUCCUUGCCUGUGCAUUGGUAACUGAACACAACUCUUGCCUGCAAGAGGCCAGUGGGAGGAGGGUGGCAGCUGUGGGUGAUACUAACAUCUGGACAGUGCAAUUCUUGGGCUGACAGAUUGGAUUUUGGGAAGAGGCAUGAAGCCCCAACCCCACUGUGGCUGUCUCCAGCCCCAGGGCAUUCUUUCAGUCGAUGUGUAUUUGCAGAGGCCGUACAGGGCAGCCUGGAUCUCCAGAGAUGCAGGGAAGGAGGGUGUAGGUGGCAUGCAGGUACUUUUCUCAUGUGUUAGAAGAUUUCUUAAGCCAGAGUUGUGCUAUUGGGGGAAGCACCCCAAGUGAGAUUGAGAGUAGAAUUUUGUUAUACCCGAAAGCUGACACUAGACAGCUUUUUCCAGGGCUAUGUUUUCAUGGGGCAAGUGCCAGUAAGGAAUAUUGGGAAGGGAGAGAGGAGCGUUGUUCAAGUAAGGCAUGGUUGUUUUGUGUUGGUGGGUAAUAUGGCUGACAUUUAGGACGGGCAAGAGCAAUCCUGGGUGGCAAAAAAGACUUUUCUGAAUAAGGUCUAUUAGAAGCUGAAUGAGGAAGAGAAUAACAUGCACCUGUAUGUUCUUGCAGUAACAUAUUCCUCACCUCAUGCCCCACACUUGCAGGGAGAAUUAGCAAUGGAUGAGAAGGCUGGAUCAAAGCACUACUUUAGUCUGAAAAGGGAAGGGAAUGAAUGCAGUUUUCCCAAGUCUCUAGUGUGUUAAACACUAGCUGAAACUUCCAUGAGCUGUGGCCCCAUUGUCCCCAGAGCUCCCCUUGUUUCCCUGGUGUCCCCCCAACUUUCCUGCACAACACUGUGAAUAUGAUAUCCGUAGCUCUUUUCAAAACUUUGGGUUUUUCCAUUAAAACUUCUCAGAGCAGGAAAUGCUGUCCUACUGCAGGAGCAGACAGGACAUGACCCCCCAACAGGCCACAGAUAGUUGAGCAGUGGGAGAGAAAGUUUUAAGAGUUAACAAAGGAAGUGGCUUUGUACAGCAAUUUUCUAAUCAAACACUUGUCUUGUAACAAACUUAACUGACAAUCAAUUUCUAAAAUACAAAAGCCUCUUAGAGGAAAUAGUCAAGUAUAUCUUCACCAGAAAGAUUUAACUGGGAUAACUUAAUAAAGAGCACAGGAUUUUAGGAUUUUUUCCUUUUUUUUCUUUUUUUUCUUUUUGAGCAAUCACUCCAGAAAUGUAGUUGCAUUCAGCAGCAGUGUAUUCACAGGACAGUAACUACCUCUCUCUCUUGGAGUGCUGAGGUUACCACACUACACAACACACUCUAGCAGCAAAGCUUUCACUUUAAAGAGAUUUGUUUUCCUUACCUCUGUGUUUCAGAAAUGCAAGUCUGCUCUGUAAAGUGACUCUAAUGAAAAUGGCAUCUGGGAGGGGCAAUGGGAGUCCUUUGGGGUACACACAGUCCUUCUUGGCCUCCAGUUCCUUACUGUGACCCUUUGCAGGUUGGCCAAGGGACUCUGACAGUUCAGGGGGACUUUGUCACCUCCUCUGUGCUGCCUGACAGUGAACUGUCCUCUGGGCUAGAGCUGUAAGACCACAUUCCUGUACUAGGAAAUCAGUUAAUGGUGAGGAAGGUAAAAGGAGUAUCCAUCUCCCUCCUGCCUCCAAACAGCAGCCAACAAUAAAAAAAAAAAAAAAAAAAGAAAAAAAAAAAAAAGCAGAAAAAAAGCAAUAAGAUAAUAUAGAAACACUUUUAUAUAUUGUUCAUUAGCGGAUCUGACUCUGCAAAUAUAUAUAUAUAUUUAUAUAUAUAUAUAUACACACACACACAUACAGAGAGGAAAUCUCUCAUGUGAAAAGGUGCCAUUGUUUUUUCUAAACAGAGUCCCUUUCUAAACUAGAACAGCACUUUAAAUAGGUUCCUCUUUAAAAAAAAAAAAAAAAAAAGUAAAAAGCAAACCCUUUUCUGCCGCAAUGCACUUUAACUGGUCAGAUGAGUACAGCUGUGGCUGGCUUGGGACACAGCUGUACAGGCAGGCAGCUCCAGGGCAGCCACAGCUUGGGGGGAGCAAUGUUGCCAGACACUUGGGCAUGGCAGCUCUACCUCCAGCAGCCCCCCAGGCCAGCAUGGCCCCCACACCACCUGGAGUAGCCCCACUGUGCCCAAGCACUGAUGGGGCUGGUGGCUGUUAAGGGACUUCAUAAUGUGUCAAGAGAAACCCACCCUUGCCUAUCAAGAAGAUUUAAACCCCAUUUUUUAACGGGUCAGAAGUUGCACCCAGUUACAACCCGGCUGGUGGCCCAGGGCUGAGCUAAGCUGAACAGCAAAGCCAGGAGAAAACUGUUACUGGGGUUGUGGGGUUUUUCCAUAACAUGACUAUGGAGCCCUUGUCAGUUCUUUUGGUUUUUUUUUCUUUUUUAAUCCAAGUUUGUGUGUCCCACAUUGAUUCUGCUGUGAGCUGGUUUGCAGAGUAACCAUUUGUAACAGAAAUUUUGCUGUCACCUUCAGCUAGUGACCUGUAAACCAAACCUUGUUAGGACAGGUGUCCUAAUACUCAAGACUUAAUUUCACAGUUAAGAAAUUUCCUGCUGUACUAAUUAUUCUUUAUUAUUUUAUUUUUGAUUGCAGUCCUUAUUUCAAGAAAAAGAAGUCAGUGUUCAGACUAGUCUAGAGUAGGCUGAAGCCUUCUGUAACUUGUGGAUAUCAGACUGUUCUUCAGUGAUUUUGCAAGCUGUUUCCAAACUGGCCCUCCAUGACUGCUUCCCUUUUCCUCUUCCAGCGGGUGCUGGCAAACAGAAGUUCCAUGGCCAUUGUGUCCAGGGACGGCCAGCACUGCUGGAGGGGAGUGAGCAGAGGUAGAAGGGGAACCAGAAUUGGGAAAGGGGGAAAGAAAACCAAGGUAGAGGGGACUGUACAAUUGCAUUGAAAGCAGUUUAGCAAAAAGCGCUCUCAUUGGACAGCUUUAAGAACAAUGUGAAUGAAAAUUUAGCAACUUGGGUAAGAAUUUGGAAAAUGCUAUAAAUGUAUACUUGAAAUUCUGUUUGUAUUAAAAAAAAUGAAUUUUCUUCUUUCUUUUAACACUGUGUAAAAGAACAUUAUGCAUGUGAGUGGUUUGAGAAUUAAAUGGUUUAAUACUCA
Messenger RNA from Poecile atricapillus (Black-capped chickadee), 14537 nucleotides. It is a transcript of the gene ZBTB37, whose product is annotated as zinc finger and BTB domain containing 37. The coding region runs from base 1407 to 2918 and encodes 503 amino acids. The transcript is spliced from 6 exons. Gene Ontology annotation, molecular function: DNA-binding transcription factor activity, RNA polymerase II-specific; protein binding; RNA polymerase II cis-regulatory region sequence-specific DNA binding. NCBI's taxonomy places the organism in Eukaryota, Metazoa, Chordata, Aves, Passeriformes, Paridae. The record is from RefSeq and is a predicted model, not a curated record. Gene Ontology annotation, biological process: regulation of transcription by RNA polymerase II.